Molecule: messenger RNA, 846 nt
Organism: Wallemia ichthyophaga EXF-994
Lineage: Eukaryota; Fungi; Basidiomycota; Wallemiomycetes; Wallemiales; Wallemiaceae
Exons: 3
Coding region: 1-846 (281 amino acids)
Biological process (GO): post-chaperonin tubulin folding pathway; tubulin complex assembly
Cellular component (GO): cytoplasm
Molecular function (GO): tubulin binding
Source: RefSeq, a predicted model, not a curated record
AUGGAGUUCUGGGAUAUGUUCAAGACGCGCAAAGCUGAUAUCCUGCGCCUCGUCGACGCUGCCCAGUCUGGCUGUGAAAUUAGGCAGGCGAGGGUAGAGGUCUAUUCACUGCAGAAGACUUUCAACGACGCCGUUGAUCUCCUUCCCUCAUUCGAUCAGAAGAGCUACUCCACUCAGCUCGUUCAGAUUGCAAGUAUCCUCAACGAGAAGGAAGCUGCAGUAGCGCCGAAACCCAAAUUCAGCUUUAAAGAUAAAGCACGUGCAAGACAGGCCGCAUCUGUAACUACUGCAAGUGCUGGGAGUGCUGGGAACGCUUCAAUUGGCCCUGCUAAGACUACGCUAGACCAGCACCUUCACCCCCACAAUCACGAGUCAGCCUUGGCAGCUACAGAUAUACACCACACGCUACAUAUCAUCAACGCCCAUCAAGGCGGUCUCACUGUCGAUCGCGUCUCCGAUAGCGUCCUCGUCGCUCCUGCAGACACUCACUCACCGUCUAGCUGCCACAUCCACAAUGUAGAACGAAGCAUAAUCAACCUCAUUCGGGUAGACGGCAGUCUGUUCCUCAAUAACAUCAACCACGCUAUCAUUAUAGCUGAAUGUCAUCAGUUCCGUAUACACAAAUCUCACAACGUUACCAUCGCACUCUCCAUUUCUUCCACUGCUAUCAUGGAAUCGUGCACCAACAUCACUUUCGUCAAGCAUCCAAAGGCUACGAACAUACCCGUGGUAUCUGACUUUGAUGAUCCCGUUUCUUCAUCCAAUUUCACAUAUAGCGAGAACACCGGGCGAGUUGAGGAUAUAGUAAAGCAGCCCACUCUCGCACAGUUAGCAUACCUUCCUUAA